This is a messenger RNA of Cyanistes caeruleus (blue tit), 15360 nucleotides long. Lineage: Eukaryota; Metazoa; Chordata; Aves; Passeriformes; Paridae. The record is from RefSeq and is a predicted model, not a curated record.
AAAUUGAACAUUUCCUUUUGCAGGCCCAGAUUGCCUUUCUUCAAGGUGAAAGGAAAGGACAGGAGAAUUUGAAGAAGGAUCUAGUGCGGAGAAUCAAAAUGCUGGAAUACGCGCUAAAACAGGAAAGGGCUAAAUACCAUAAAUUAAAAUAUGGCACAGAACUGAAUCAGGGAGAUAUGAAGCCACCGAACUAUGAUUCUGAUGAAGGGAAUGAGACAGAGAUUCAGCCACAACAGAACAGUCAGCUAAUAUGGAAACAAGGACGACAGCUGUUAAGACAGUAUCUACAAGAAGUGGGCUACACCGACACGAUAUUGGAUGUGAAAUCAAAACGAGUGCGAGCUUUAUUGGGCCUCUCAAGUGAUGCUUCAGAAAAAGAAAACAGAAAUCAAGAGCCAAUGGUAAAUGGCACAGAGGGCCAGAUUAAAGAAAACGCAAUGAUCGGGAAACCUGAAUUGACUGACUCUGCCUCUCUGCUAGAGACCUUCAAGUUUCUUGAAAAUGCAGCUGCAGAUUUCAGUGAUGAGGAAGAUGAAGAAGAUAUUGAAGGAAGAGAGAAAACAAUCAUUGAUACUGCAACAAUUGUAAGGAAAAGAGUGUUAUCUGAUAGCAGUGAAGACAGAGAUACAGAAGAAGCUUUGAAAGAGUUUGACUUUUUGGCUACCUCAGAUGAUGGUGAUGGGGAAUCAAGAAGUUCGGGAGAUGGAACAGACUGGGAAAAGGAAGACCAGUGUCUCAUGCCUGAAGCCUGGAAUGUCGACCAGGGAGUUAUAACCAAACUCAAGGAACAAUACAAAAAGGAGCGCAAGGGGAAAAAGGGGGUGAAGAGAAAAACUACCGAAGAUAUGUUUCAGCCUCAAUCCUAUAUAAAACAGUCAAAACAGGGAUGUGGGAAAAUGAUGGAGCAAAGCACAGGGCCCAACAGGUCAAAGCUGCAAGAUAUGCUUGCAAACUUGAGAGAUGUUGAUGAUCUCCCUUCAUUACAACCAUCUGUUGCACCUUCUUCUAGGCCCAGUAGCUCAAGGCUCAUUGAACAUGAGAUAAACAGGACGGAUGAAGUGGAAGCUUUAACAUUCCCUCCAUCCUCAGGGAAAUCUUUCAUUAUGGGAACAGAUGAAGCCCUUGAAAAUGAACUGGGUCUUGGAGAACUGGCAGGCCUUACUGUAGCAAAUGAAGCAGAUUCGCUGACUUAUGAUAUAGCCAACAAUAAGGAUGCAUUGAGAAAGACUUGGAACCCCAAAUUUACGUUAAGAAGUCACUUUGAUGGAAUAAGAGGUCUCGCUUUUCAUCCGGUUGAACCAGUCUUAAUAACAGCUUCAGAGGACCAUACAUUAAAAAUGUGGAAUUUACAAAAAACAGCCCCAGCAAAAAAGAGUGCUUCUCUUGAUGUAGAGCCAAUAUAUACCUUCCGAGCACAUAAUGGACCAGUGCUCUGUGUGGUGAUGAGCAGUAAUGGUGAACAGUGCUACAGCGGGGGAACGGAUGGCCUCAUCCAUGGCUGGAACACGACCAACCCAAACAUCGACCCCUAUGACUCUUACGAUCCUUCUGUUCUAAGAGGUGCUUUUGUAGGCCAUACUGAUGCUGUGUGGGGUCUGGUUUACAGUGGAGCUCACCAGCGUCUGCUAUCCUGUUCAGCAGACGGCACUAUACGUUUAUGGAAAGCUACAGAAAUUGCUCCAGCUCUCAAUAUAUUUAAUGAUAAUCAAGAAAUGGGAAUCCCUUCAUCAGUAGACCUUGUGAGCAGUGACCCAAGCCUCAUGGUAGCAUCAUUUAACAGUGGACACACUAGCAUUUUUAACAUGGAGACACGGCAACGAAUUCUUACCCUGGAGUCCAGUAUGGAUACUACAGUCAGUUCUUCCUGUCAGAUAAACAGAGUCAUCAGCCAUCCAACUCUUCCAAUUAGUAUCACUGCUCAUGAAGACAGACACAUCAAAUUCUACGACAACAAUACAGGAAAACUGAUCCACUCUAUGGUAGCUCACUUAGAUGCAGUUACAAGUUUAGCUGUUGAUCCUAAUGGCUUGUAUUUGAUGUCUGGCAGCCACGACUGCUCGAUUCGCUUGUGGAAUCUUGAAAGCAAGACCUGCAUCCAAGAAUUUACUGCUCAUCGCAAAAAAUUUGAUGAGUCCAUUCAUGAUGUGGCAUUCCACCCAUCCAAAUGUUAUAUUGCCAGUGCAGGAGCAGAUGCCCUGGCUAAAGUGUUUGUAUGACGGAGUGCUUCCCAUUCAACUUUAGCUUUGUAUAUAUUUAACCAGCUGCACAAAAGAGAAGAGGAGGGCAUGAGUUGUUUUAUCUUGCCCUGUAAUUCAGAGAAUGUUUGUAAGUGUUUAGUUUUGCAGGGUGCUGUUUUCUAAAUUGACGUUUGUUCUGGUUUCUGUGAGCUCAGCUGGUGCUGAGAGCUUGGAAUCUCUCAGUUUCAAAUAGGUGAAAAAAAAAAAAAAAAGAAAAAAAAAAGCUUUUAUUUAGAGGGUGUGAAUUUUCGUCCAGGCAGGCCUUGGGUGAAACUAGGUCUACGUAUUCUCUAUUAAUAAAAUGGAGUACUGGAAAGAAGGGGUCUAAUUGCAUCAGGGAGUAGGAAAAGAGGGAAACUUCCUUGGAUAUGCUUCUCAUUCUCAAAUCACCUGGAAAAAGUGAUUCAAAGUCAGUUCACAUGCUCAUUACUGUAUCAUGUGAGAGGCACUUUGUCAUCCCUUUGGUAUGAAUAAAGUAGAUCUUGUUCAGAGAGCAGUAGUGGAUAGUUAAUCUCAGCCACCUGGCUGCUAGCCUAAGAUAAAUGCAAUUAAAGGAAGGCAAAUUACUAACAUAAAUUCAAAUGCAGUAAUAUUUCUGUUACAUCUUCUGUGUUUCUCAGUAAAUAUUUAGUUUGCAAAAAAAUUUAUAUAAUUUUUUUUUUAGACUGUAUUAGCAUGUGGCUAGAAACUGAGCCUUUAGUCUAAAUCCCAAUUAACAACAGACUGACGCAGUCUGUAUAUACUGUAGUAGCAAAUUUAACUUAUUCAGAUUUUAAUGCUGUUUAUUCUUGGAGAUCUGGCACAAGAAAUUAUCACAAAGCUUUCCAAAGAAGCUGUCCUACAAUUUUAGCUGUCAAACAUUCAUCUCCUCUUUCUGUUCCUGCUAAAAAGGGUAUCUAUUCUGGGCAUUAAGGAUAACAGUGAAAUACUUCAUUUGAAGAUUAAAUCUGAUGCUUUGUAUGAGUCCUUUUAGUGGAAUAGGUGGGAACUAUACAAAGCUCCAUCACUUUGAGAGAUUCUGCUACUGUUAGAGAUAUUUCCCAGCUGCACCAUUUGAGGGACUUGUCCAUUUCACCAGGCGUAUGUGCCAUUGAUUGGGUUACCUGAAGAAUGAGUGAUUCUUGUAAUUACUCAACAGAUGUGCUUUGUUUAUCUAUUCAGAGCUUCUCUGUUGUUUUGACAAAUAACUUUUAAUCCAAUCUAUUAUUCCUUUUAUCCCUUCUUAAAGGAAGGCGAGUUGUUUCUUCUCUGUUAUGUGUCGUCAUCAGAAUUAUUACUAUUCAUAGGCACGAAGUUGGUGUUUUUGUCUGAUGGGAAUGGAAAGCAGAAUUUCUGCUGGAGUUGAUUUCUGGCGCUGAUAUGAGUAGGAAAGAACCCAGUGCAGCUCUCCAUAUACCAGCCUGAGAUUAAGACUGGAAACUGAUAAAUAAAUCUUUACCUUUAAACUGACACUUGGUAAGCAGGACUCAUUGAAAGUUAUCAACAUAAGGUUUGACUAUGUUGUUUUUAGAGUGCCAUUUGGGGAUGGGACCACAUCUGAAGUUGAUCUCAGAGUUUAAACUAAGUAUAUUAUUUAGAAUAAAAGGUUGACCUGUGCUGUUUGAUCCUGCAACACAUUAUAUGUACUGCUAAAAUAUCCUGGAAUACCUUUUAUUGCUCAGAAUAUUCACAUGUCACUUCAUGAUAGUUGGUAUGCAAUAUAUUUCCUUAGAUAAUAUUAGAACGUUUACCAUGAAACAGAUGACUACAAUAAUAAUAAUACAGAUGAUUUAGUUUUUAUAAAUUUUUUUGGUUAUGAUGAAAAGGAGGAAACUUGGCUGCAAAACUGAGCAUUCAACUUUGUGAGAGUUCUGUGUACUUGACUCAUAUUCUUUCAGUGUCAUUAUUUUAUUUCUUUUUGAAGAGAAAAUUACAAAGAUUUAUUUGAAAAAUUCUAAAAGUUAUGUAUAUUCUAUAUGUGUAUAUAUAUUGUAAACAUGUAUUAAAUGUGUCUAGUAAGGGAAGACUCCAUGGGUGCAUUUUAAUGUUUUAGUGUUAAGAGUUCUUUUGAGUUUGUGUAUACAAAGGAUGAUGGUUGUGAGUAUGAAAUGAAUGUUGUGCUUUUGCUUACACAAUACAGUAUGUAGUCACAGUUGUUUAAAUUGCUGUACAUAAAAACUAAUAGGCCAGCAUGCUUGUUUUUAAAGACUGUCAUUCUGAUUACAAUUGGAAUGUAAGAAGUGGCUGUUCAAAUGUGAAUUGAAAGAUGUUUCCUUCUCACUACUGAGCUCUUGCUCAAACCGAAAAGUGAUUUUUUUAAAAGCUGGCAAUAGCUAGAGGAUGAGGUGCCUUUAAAAAACAAAACAAAACAAAUGUAGCCUUACAAAGAGGUUGUGGAAUAUAUAUAUUUUUGUGCUUGUCUUCAUAAUUGAUGUCAAUGUCUUUUUACUGUACUUGCUCACAUACUUGUAGGACUGCAGGGUAUUGUGCAUGAGCCUGUCAGAUCUUCUGAACAUCAUCAUAGGAGAUAGGGUUGAAAAAAUUAUUUAGGUUAUCUAGUCCAUCUGCUUGCUAAAGCAGGGUUGUAGACUUGUGUGUUCUAAUAUUGUCUUGGCCAGUGAGAUUUUAUAUGUUCUAAAACAAUUAGGCUUCCUUUCAAAGAUUAUUUCAAGGAAUGCAUCUCACUGGCAGGAGGAUUUAUUUGGUAUUUAGUAGCUCUUUUCUGUAACUUCAUGCCAGUAUUCCAAGCCAUGUUUUGUGCCAUUUUACAUAUUCUUCAUAGUCUUUGUAAUUUGGAACCUGCAUGCACACACUGGUUCCACAUGUAUAUUUUCAUUCCUUUCUGCCUUCUUCAAGCUAUUUUUUUAGUCUGCUUUUUUUGCACAUUUCCUUGUUUUCAUUCUUUAAGCUCAAUUCUUCAAAUAUCAGUGUCCAUACCACCAUUCCACAUGCAUGAUUUGUUGGACUUAGUCUGAGGGUUGUCCUAAGUGUUAUUUGGUUGGGUUUAUCCUCUGUAAUGCAAUGCUUUUGUGUAGGAAGACCAAGCUUUUGAUGUCUGACGAACUUAAAUCGUAUUUCUUUAUGACAACUCCUUUAAAUAACAUUUGAGCAUUGCUGCUUUUCAAAUUUCUUCUACACUUUUAGUAUGUUACGAUUCUUUUGCAGCUAGAGACUUAAAUCCUGUUUCAUGAUUAUCCUGGGUCUUACUUUGAACUUCUGACCUCUGAAGGCACUAAAUUAUUUUUAUUUGUUCCCCUUUUAUGUGCAGUUCUUCUUGGUUCAGUGUAAUUAGUAACUUUCAUUAGUGUGAUACAUAUGUUUACUGAAAGUGUAAACAAAACUGAACCCAAAGCUUAUUCUUGGAAAAAACCCAUUUUUCUGCAAUAUCAGUAUAUAGCAUUUUACCGUUUCUAUUUUUCCUGUAUCUAAUUUAUAUGGUAAUUUUUUAAUGGUUAGCUCAUAUAAUUUUUUUGUGUAUGUUAGCCUGUGCUAAUGAUUUUGAUUUUACUAACUAAUUUAAUGGGAUAAUUUUCAGUCCUUCUGUAUGUUGAAAGUUUGUCCACUAGGUUUAAAUACCCACUUUUAAUUUACUUCACUGGACUGUUUGCUGUCACGUAUUUGAUUCACUUACCAAAAUGCUUGCACAGAAUGAUUCGGAGUAGCUUGGAAGAAGUUCUAGAUAUAUUGUGUUAGUCUUAGAAAAUCCUAGUGUCUGCAUUUAUUUUUGGGCCUAAGAGAGAAAACUUCCACAUAAAAGAUUCAUUGCUUUCAUCUCAUUCAUCUUUAUUUUGAUAAAAUAUGUUCUUUAGAAAGAAGGCUGUAGAACCAUAGGCCAUAUACUGUAGGCUUAUUUUUUAGGACAUGUAUUUUCAAAUAAUUUUAUGUUAAAGCAGUCCCAUGUAAUUUGGGUGCAAGCUUGGUAAGUGUGUGGUGUUCACCAUACAACUUUGUGAUUAGGUCAUAGAACACUGUUUUUCAGUUGUGAAUUUAAACUAACCAGAGACUUGUUCUUUUGAAUAAAUGUGUGAGAGAUAAAGAACUUAGUUACACCACAUUUUCGGUACAUUUGUUGGAUCACAGAUGUGUCCUCUUCCCCUGCCUCCUUAGGUUUUAACAGUGUAAUUUUGGGGAACAGCAGUUUCUGUAAAUUCUGAAAUGUAAUUUCUCAUGUGUUCUUUGAGCAGUGUUCAAUGGGCAGAAGUGUGGAAACAAACAGUUGAAAAGCAGGCAUAGCUAUCAGAUAAUCAAGUAAUUAAUGCCUUUCCAGAUGUGUAUUUGGAAACAUUUGCAGGCUGUGGCUUGGCAGUGUGUUUACAGACUGCACCAGGUAUCCAAGAGCUUACUUGGGGCCUGUGGAAAUACCUAGUCAACCUGAGUUGCAUUAAGGAAGAAAAUGCAGCCAUUGUGGUUGUCCUAUGCUAAAAUUUGCGGCUGUUUAGUGGAAGUUGGUUUGGACUACACUGUUAGAAAUCAGAAUACGAUAACCUCUUCCAUGCUGUUAAUUGGUUUGUAUAAAAUGUGGCAAUCUUUGACAUGGCAAUAUGAGUUUUCUUGGGCAGCUGCUGUUCAUGAGCAUCAUAGAGAUGCUUGGCAUAGUUGUUAGUAUUGAGUGACUGAGAGGAUGAAAAGAUUUCCCUAAAAAAAUGCUCAGAUGUUUCAGGAAGCUCCCUUUUUUCCAUAAAGGCAUGAAGGUGUUGAGAAUAUUUCAUCUAAAUCUGAUAACGUGUUUAGUUGAAGAGAGCUACAAUAGGUGAACAGUUUUGACUCUUUCAUCAUCAGUGUCUUUAAGCUUAGAGACAAACAGAGUUAUGGAAUCUAUUUGCCUGUAAACUACCACUGAAAGCCUCUGUCAUGUUCCUGCUGAGCAGCAGAGAAACUGAUGGACAGCAGUGUUGAUCCAUGCAGUUGUGUCAGGGGUGUUUUACAAAAAAACAACCCCUAUUGUAAAAGAUAGUGUUAACUACAGCAGAGCAAAUGAACAAACUCCUGGGAGAGGGAGGAGUGGAGAAGGACUAGGAUGACUCUUGUGUAAAUAGUCCUUUUUUGGGCACAUGGUCUUGUUUAGCUGGUGGGAAUGUUCCCAGGAGGGAGAAUGAUUGGCAAUGUGACCUUUAAAAAAAUGUCUGUGCCUGUGCUAAUGAACAUACCUGUGCAGGUUAUCUGUUCUUUUGGUAUGUGCUUUUUACCUUCCCACUUAAAUUUUCCUUUAGGAUAUGUUUUCUGAGAGUCUUAAAAUCUCAUCUGCAAUGACCUCUUACUGCAGGAUAAAUUUCAUAAAGGAUUCCUGAUUUUCCUCUUGAAGUGUUUUUUUUGAAGGGUGGUAGAGUUUCAGCUUCAGCUCCACCCCUCUCACCACCAAAAGGCUGAUUUGUACCACCUUACACCCAGUUCAUUUAAUUCUAGUGUGUUAUCUCUUAGCCUGCCUUCUGACUUGGUUUUGCUGCUCUAUAGUUCAGUUGUGAAAGCCUAUGAAUUGCUAUAUCAUUUAAGAUAUUUCUGAGAAUCUGGAUUCCGCUACAGAAGGCAUAAAUCCAGUUGAAUAGUAUAACGUGUGGAUCUCGUCUGGUUUGUUGUCCGAAGAGACUUGUUAGAUUACGAAAUCCAAACUAUGGCUGAGCUAAAAAGGCAUUUAAUAAUAAUAUAUUCUUCUUAGCCCAACUUCUUCCUGCUUAAGUAUACAUUGUGGUAUUGUGUCUUAGACUGAUUUUGCCCAGCUCAUACUGCCAAGCCAUGCUGUGAUCCUGGGAGAUCACACCAGUAUUUAAACCAUGCCCCGUGCAUGUGUUUCUAAGCUGCUCAAAGCCUUGUGUUGACAUGGUCCUCCAGGCCAGUCUUCUUUGAGUCUCUCAAGUUUGAAUUGCAGGCUCCCAAAAUUACUUUCUGGCUAUUUUGAGUAACCCUUGGUCCUCACACCAGAGUAUUAGACUGUGGUGUUGAGAAAAGAUUUAUAUAUCAGGAUUUGUACUAUUAUGAAAGGGAAAGGAUAACUUACUGCCAAGCCAAAUAUUGUCAUUAUUUUUCGAUUACUUGUGAAAAGCAGCCAAAAACAUUGUAUAAGGGAUAAAUUACGGACUUCAAGCUAAUAUUUUUCCAUUAAGAAUUUAUUUUUUUACGCUUCCUGUCAUCAAGAUACAGUGCUUUCGAGUGUAGCUUGUUUUCAGAUGUAUGGCUCCUAUAAUUGUUUCCUUGCAGUUGGACAUUUGCAAUUGUGCAUCAGUUUUGAAAACUGUCUCAUAUGUGUUAGCACUUCUUUUGGAAAUGCAACCUGAGCAUGUUAACUAAUGAUUUCUGGUACCAUUAUAGUCUAAGCAGACUGAAAAGCAGUUUUGUGCUAUGUUUUCCUUGAAUAGUGCAUCUGAAAAAACUUGUAGAAGGAACUCCCAUGAUGAGAUGACUUUUGUUGCUGUAAGGUUCUCUGUUGACAUUUGUCAGUUUUGCAUUGUAUUUUGCAUUAUUAUCUUCAGUUGACUGCCAGGUUAAAAAAAGACAAAUUUCUUUGCCAUAUGGACUAUAGCUUGGAUUUUUUUUGUCGUUUUUGCUUAUAUUAAUACACUUUCUUAUUUUCUACUAGAAUUUAGUGAUACCUGGCAGCUCUCUUUAGGAGAAGUUACUACAGGUGAUAACCACUAACACGUUAGUAAUUACAGUGGCUUCCCUUCUGUUUUGGGUCACUUCCAUGGCAGAUUGUUGAUAUGAAAAGGCUACUGUGGCUGAUAUGUGAACAGCUAAAGGAUAUUAAGAUUCCCCUUCAGAACUAUCCUGAGGUUAUGAUUUUAUACACCAGUUUUGAAUGACUACUUUGAAACAAUGUUGGGCUUAAGUGUUUUGCAGAAUUUUGGAUCCAAAUGAGAAAUACCUAUUUGUUAAGUAAUAGUCUGCUUGUCAAUUUUUUGUGUAUGGCUCAGUACGAGGCUGUCAGAAUUGCAGUACCACCAAAAUUACCUUGUUUAAAUGCAACUGUUGUACAAAAGUGAAUGUUACUUUGAGUGAGAAAUUCUGUUUUCUAAUUUAUGAAGGAAAUAUUUUUCUUGGAGUAAGCAUCCAUAAAUGUAAUAUAUUUCAUGAUUUUGAAAAGGCUUAUUAAUCAUGGGACGUGAGAAAAAUGAAAGUGAUUCAUUCUCCAAAGAUUUGUUAAGUGUUUAUUAUUACAAGUAUAAAUUUUUGCUUUAAAUGGAAAUGCUUCUUCAAAAAUUUAGUAUUAAACUUCUUACUAAAACUCAGUAGUUUAAAACGCUGGAUAAAUAUCUAAAAUGGCAAAGAUAGAAAAUUCAGAGGGAGAUUAUUUUGAAAUAUGCCAGUGUCAUUUUGAGCUUCUCAAGUGUAGCCCUGAAUUUUCUCUUUUUCACUGCAAUUCAUAUUUUGUGAAACUUCUUGGAUAGGUUAUAUUUAAAGCUACAUUCACUUGCCUGAAUAAGUCAAAUAAAUAUUUUGUCAUUUAAAAUUAUAUAGAUCUGCUUAUGUUAGUGUGCCAUUUAAAAUGAGACCCCAUUGAGGUAACCAUGCAGGUAUUUGUGUUGGUAUGACAGUAGUGAAGUGGGGUAUCUGUGUACUGUCCCCGCAUUCUGUGCUGAGCAAAAUCACACGGACUUCCAGAAAUAAGCAAUGGUUUUUAAGAGCAGCUUUAUUUAAUGUUGCAGCAGCAAGUGUCAUUUGUACCAUAUAAUUAUGUAAAUUGGGUGCUAAUAAAUACUAUUUUUCAACAUUUUGCAUUGUGUUCAUAAUUCUGCAUUUUAUCACAAGAUAUGUGUGGUUUUGGAGUGAGUACUAAGAGGGGAAGUGCAUUAGGAGUAAGACAAGCAGACUUGGAGGGGUUUGAGGUAACUCCAUGUGAAAUUCCUACUGAACUGUGCAGCGUGUUACUGUUCACAGGAGUACCUUGGUUUUUCUGUUCUCCUUAUGUCUUGGUUUCGUACUGCUGCUCCAGCUUGGCUCUGUUGACACCCCACAUCCUUCCAUGUGCUGAGGCACGUGGUGCCUGUGUGGGGGUGAGUGUGGGGUGAGCAGACAUGCGGAGUGGGUGCGGUUGUGCAGGAGCUGGUCUGUCAGCAGGCGUUGUUCACAACCAGACACGUGGCCAUUCCCGAGGACAGCGUUCAUUCAACAUAAAAAUAAAUGUGGUUCUGCCCUUAGGGAGAGGAUGAGGGAGAGCAAACCACACAUCACAGAUGGCGGCUGCGUUGCUACAGGAAGGUGCUCAGAACGGCACUGUGAGGGGGUGGCAGGAGAACCUACACAGAACUGAGGAGAACAAGUUGUUGUCAGUGAGCCCAUCCUGUUUUUUCUGAGCUUGUAGGUGGGAUAAGCGAAGUUCUUAUCUUUUCUUGGUGGGUAUAAAAUAGCCUGAUUGGUCCUACUCAUCUUCCUGCCUCAUAGGAAAGGAGGAAUUGCUUUAUGAAUUGACAGUACAAUCUCAUUCACCCCUGUGUGAAUGCUUCUAGAAGAUUCCUGAGGUAGGGGGAAAAAGGAGAUUUAGUGAAUAACAUAUGAGUGACCCUCACAUGAGGGAGGACUUCUUAACAUGCUUGUGGGUUUGCCUAUGAACAAGAUGGCCCCAUGAUGAUUUGCAUGUGAGAAAAGUGAGUAUACUUGGUGAUACAGUGGAACUUCUACAAUUUCUUGUGCUUAAAAAGAGUUAGUUUCUACGACUGAUGGAAUUCUUGAACUGCACUAUCAGAGUUCUCAUUAGAAGUCAAAGGAGGGGUUAAACUGGUGUUAAGAAAAAUAACGUGUUCCUUGCCAUUCAGUAAGACUGACACAGUUGAUUGUGAGCAGUGUUGCUGAUGCAGUGCUAAAACCUUCAUCCUCCUCCUCCCCCAGUUUAACAAGGAAAAUUGAUUAUUUUGAGGAAUUUGAAGCAUUCAGCUGCAUAGAUAUACAUUUGUAAUGUUUUCAAUAUGUAGGUGAUUUAGCAAAUGUAAAUGGCCUGAUACUGUCUAAGAUAUCUCAAAAUGAGAUGGUAAUGGAAAAGGGAUCAAGUUGUUUCUGUAAUGUUGCUCAUGGACAGAGAAAAAUAGCUAGCAGAAUGAUAGUGGCUUUGUUCAACCAUGAAGUAAUUUAAGGUGUGUAUACCAUAGAAAAGUGACUUAAAUUUGGUGUCUAGGUGAUAAUUCUGAUACUACCUACUGCUUGCUUUGACUUUCUAAGUAGAUAACAUGGAUAAUUUCCUGUGUGAUUACAGAUAGGAUGUAAAAUUACUAAAUAUGUUUAGAUUGGGUUGAUCCUGGCAGGAUGCUUAACUCCAGAGCUUUUCCUGAUUACUGGUAUGGCUCCCCCUGUGUGCUGGAGAGCCAUGGGGGAAGGAGUGUGAGGAGGAAAGGGAAGCUUGUCUGACCACAUGUCAGUAGCAGCCAUGGCAAAACUCCUCUUGCUGAACCAGCAACGCAGCAGCAGCAGCAGCAGAGGAGCAGGAGGUGCACACUGCGGGUGAUGCCAUCUGUGCAGGGUGGCACAGUGACAGCAGAAAUGCCGAGUGUCCUGCUCUGGGGAAAUACGACUUUGGGUUACUUCUCUCUGAAGCAAUGGCUGAACUCUUAAUUGAAUUUGGUGGCUCACCGAAAAUGUGAGUGACUAAUGCUGGAGUUGGCAAGCGACACUGAAACUGAGCUCUGCCAAGGCUUCCAGAGCAUGGACAUCAGUAGGUAUUUCCAGGUGGGUGUUCUGCAUUGUAAUUGCUGAGCACUGAUAAGCCACCAGCCCAACUCUGAGUGCAAAGAUGCUUAUCUCUUAGGGAGAGGGUGAUCAGACAACACCCUCUAGAAUGUGUAUGCAGUGACUAGUUCAGACAGCUCCCAUCUCUUCUCUUGGGGAUGCUCUGCCAGACAGCAGGUUCCACUGCACUGGUCAGACAUCUGAAACUAGAGUGGCCCAGCAUCAAGUGACUGGACAUCUAGAUCCACUUUUGAUGCAGUCCCACAUAUAGAAAGUGCUUGGAGCCUGUGUUAUUUUUUUUUCAGCUUCCAAAGGAAGUCUGGUUCCAAAUAAGACAUGAUCUUGCAAACCUUAGAAAGUACAUGUAAUUUUGAUGCCCCUCAGUCAUUAGGCUCUGCUUCAGCUGACUGAUUCCUCUGACAGGUAAUUUUGUGGUAAAUUCACUCUAAGAAUCUUUUUCAUCUGAGCAUGUAAAAGGACAACACUGAAGCACGCAGGGCUUGGCCGGCAGACUUGCUGAGUCUUCCAUAAUGUAGUAAUAACCUCAGCUGUGUUUCAGAAACUUAAAAUGCCAUGGGCUGCCUUUGCUGUUUAUCUUUUAACCCCAUAUGAGAUGACAUGUACUGCAUGUGCCUUUAGGACAAUUUUAUUGCAAAAGAUAUAGCAACUUAUGUUGAUAAGUUCAAAAUAGCUUGUAUAUGCUACAGAAGGAGUUCUGCUGCUUUCUUCAAACAAAUAUACCCCUUUGAACAUUUAUAUAUAUAUAAGGUAUAUAUAUAUCCUGGGGUUUUUUUUAAUAAAACAGUAUUUAGAGACUUUAGUAGGUGGCAAGUGAUUUGAUUGCUAUGAAAGGUAAGAGUGGAGAGGAGUGUGUUCUGUGAUUUCAUGGAAGGGAGUAUUCAAAAUUUUGAGGCUUCUGCUUAAGUUUAUGGUGUUUAUUAAUAGGACAUCUAAGUUUAGAUGAUAGUUGGAUUAAACCACUUUCACAGUUUGAGUUUUGACAAUUUCAGGAUCAUCCCAACAAGUAAAUAAAAAUGCACAUUGAGAAACAAGCACUAUAGUUGUUGUUCAGUAUACUUAAGAGAAGCCAUUGUUGUAUUUUUGUAUAGUUGUUCAGUAAACUUAAGAGAAACCAUUUGAACAACAACAAACCCUGAAGUGCCCUUUAUAAGGACUUGACAAAAGAUAACUGUGCAAGUUUCCUGUGAAAAAGCAUUUGAAAGCUUAAUGUCAUUGCUUGAAGUUUAAGCUUUAGGAAAAACUUACAUCCCUUAUGCGCAUCCUAAAGAACAUGUGUGCUCUAGCUGUUCCUCAAGUGUUGGCCAUCACUGCUGUGCUUUCGGCAGAGCACAAGUGAAGCAGUGGGGAGUCUCUGCAGGGUACCAGUCUUUGGUGCUGCAAGAGUACAUUCAGGAUGGAGAACAAUAUGUGGUGGUGAGCUGAUGCAUUCAAAAUUAAACCACAGUAUUAAAGAAUAACUGUAAUUAUUAAUUAUUAAUAGAGUUUAUGCCUUUUUCUCGGGCAGCCCCAAACCAAGCCCCAAACAAACAGGUUUUCAGACAAUAAAUCUGGUGUCUGAAACGAAGUACCCGGUAAAUUCAGCUUGAGUUUUGUCCAGUCCAUGUAAUGUCCCUUGUUGACAGAGAAAUCUGUGUUCAGCAGAAAGGUAGUGAGGAGCUGGGUCAGGAGAUGGGGGAUAUCAGGAGUUGCUCUGCUUAUGCCUAACUCUCUAUCCUUAAUCAUUUUUUCAAGCCAGAAGUUAUUGCUGUGAAGUGCAGCAGCACAGAUUAGUGGUAAAAACUCUGCAUACAGAUAUAUUUGUGGAAGCUGACAGUGUCCUGUGCUUUCAGUCUGGGUAGAGUGGUUGAAUUGAUGGUACUCAGUUAAAGCUGAAAUUUAAUGUUUCUUCUAAGAGGAAGCGAUAAACUUUCACUGUGUAAAACCACUGUUUUGUCCAAAAUUGGUUUUGAUAACCUCUUGAGAGGACCCCAGCCUGGCUUAUGUUACCCCACCGGGGGGAUCAUGCAGAAUCUUCUGUUUUCAUUAAUGUGCAUGUAAUAUGCUUACUUAGUUGUCAGGUUAUGAGCUACUUCAGUCAUAUUUCAAAACAUAACGAUUUAAAAAUUUGUGCUGCUUUGCUGAUAAAAUGAAUUUCCCUUAUGGCAAUUCAAUUAGAAUUUAUGUGGCUAAUAAAUAUCUUGGCUCAUGGUUAUUAAGACUAUAAAUGCUGUUAAGAGCCUGAUUUGCAGGAAAAUAUGGCCAAUCUGAGUUUUAAUUUCUUUCCAUUUCCUGUUAGUUCCACAAGCCAUGGCACAGCAUGACUUUGAUUGCCCUAAGGAGUGUGAACUCAUGUUUUUAUUGGCUCCUUUGAUAGUUUCGCUUAAUGAAUUUUAAGGACUAUUUUCUUAAAUGAUACUGGAUGGAACAUAACCAGAAACUGCUGCUUCCUAAAUAAAGUGCAGUUAGUUUGGUCCUCCUAGUGUGUCCUUCCUCCAGACUGACUAGUGACAUGGGUCGUUCUCCACUUAAGGAACCACUGUUUGUUCUGACUGAUCCAGGGCUGUAAUAGGUACAUUUUGAAGUCGGUCCAUAGAAGAGAAUUCAGUCCUAAAUUUGAGGGAGAGUGUCUGUAAAUGCUUGAAAUUCUGCUUUUCCCAGUGUAUAAUACAGAACUUCAGAUAAUUCCCUCAUAAAUCCUGUUAAUGGCUCUUGAAAUGCUCUCCUGACACUAGAAACUGCACUUCAGAGUGUUGGUUUAAUGACAGAGUGGUGGGUCUUAAAUGCUUUUCAUAUUGUGAGCAACUUAAACCCAAAUUCUCUCAGUCUCCUGUGUCCUGGCAAUACACCUGUGGUCCUGCAGGCCUUGAACCAUCCAAGAGUGAAGGACGAAGCUGAGGGGGAAAGACACUUCUCAAAAUCAAGUAAUUAAGGCAGUGUUGUGGGAGACUAGAUUCCAGUUCCUGCAUGUUGGCUGCUGUGUGGAUUUGAGGCUUUAUUGGGGAUGUAGGGUUGUAAAAGAAACAAAGGGUUGUAGGGUCCUGGGGCUUGAACCUUUCCUCUCUCUUGCUUUCCAGUUUCUCAGGGUUUGGAUAAAUCCCAAUGCUUGAGUUGACAAUAACUGAAGCUUAACUUACAGCAGUAUGGAGAGAGUACCUGCUUUUAGGAAGGUAGUCCAAUUAAAUUGUGUUCCCCCUGCAAAAGAAGCAUCUGAUAUUUGAGCCCUGAUCUGUGUGUCAUCUCUUGGGCAGUGCCACAUGAGGUGGUUCUACCACAGCAGCUCAGCAGCUUGGCCACUUCCUGAAGGGACCUGGUGACUUCAGGGAGCAGAUGGCACGUUUGGACAUGUGGUGUGUGUCCAGAGGUGAGGUUUGAGCAAGCUGGGGCUCUAUGCUGGAAGCAGCUCUUCAAACAGCUGCAGUUAUUUUCUCCAUGUUUACUCCCUCCUCAGCUUUCUGUCUAAAUCAGUUUCUGAUGCCCACAAGGAGAAAAUAAAAAA